AUGGCGAUAGAUUGGAGUAACUUAGAAGCACUUCCUUUAAGUUUAAUUUUUGAUAAGUUAGUAGAGCGUAUAGAUCACAUCUGUUUCAGCUUCGUAUGUAAGAAUUGGUAUUCCAUUGCAAAGUUUAACUAUCAAAAUCGGCAAAUACAUAAUAAUGUAUUGCCCAUGCUUAUGGUUCCCACAGAAAAUUGCAGAAUGGAGCGAAGUUUAUACGGAAUUUCCUUAAAAAAAAUUUACAAGUUCAGACUACCGGUACCUUAUGAAAAGAGACUUUGUGGUUCAAGUUAUGGAUGGCUAGCCAAGGUGGAUUAUAGUUCUAAAGUUACGAUUAUAACACUCCUCAAUCCUUUUAAAGAUGCAGUGUCCAUCACUUUACCACCCAUCUAUUUCUUGGAUUGGGAUAGAAAUCGUUCCGCGGAUGGUGAGUUUGACGUGCAUAAGGUUGUUUUAUCUACUAAUCCUACAUUUAAGCCACAUGAUUAUGUAGUUGUAGCUAUUUACAGCGUGCGUAUGUGUCUUGCAUUCCUUAAAGCCGGACAAAAUACUUGGACUUAUGUUGAUGAUAUUCAUUGUUCGUUCAGUGAUGUUAUAUUCUACAAAGAUCUAGUCUAUGCUGUGGGACGAAGGAAUAAUAUUGUCUCUUUUGAUUUGUCUAAAUUAGAAGAUGAAAAGAUAACUCUAAAAGUUGUUUCUUUGAAGGGAAAUGAUUAUGCUGACCGAGCUUAUCUUGUAAAAUCAUUGGAAGAAAACUUAUGGCUUGUUCGGAAAUUUAUUGACUUCCCCGAUGGUGAAGAUAAUCUCGAUCCUAGUACAGGUACAAAAAAAUUUGAAGUAUAUAAUUUAAAAUUGGAUCUCCAAACUGGUGAACUUAUACAAAUGUUGAAAAUUGAUAGUUUGGGAGAUAAUGUCUUAUUCGUGGGUGAUAGUGAUUCUGUUGCUGUGUCAGCUUCAUAUUUCUCUAAUUAUCUUCAAAAGGAUUCAAUUUAUUAUACGGCCGAUUUUUAUUUAGAUGUACCACCUUACCCUAAUGGAGCAUUUGAUAUGAAAAUCUAUAAUGUAAAAGAGAAAACAUUUAGACAGCACUGCCCUUAUUACCAUUGGUUUAAAGGAAUGCCACCUGCAGUAUGGAUUAUUCCACCGUUUCAAUGGGAUUGA
This is a messenger RNA of Vicia villosa (hairy vetch), 1155 nucleotides long. RefSeq names its product F-box protein SKIP23-like. NCBI's taxonomy places the organism in Eukaryota, Viridiplantae, Streptophyta, Magnoliopsida, Fabales, Fabaceae. The record is from RefSeq and is a predicted model, not a curated record. The transcript has a single exon. Bases 1 to 1155 code for a protein of 384 amino acids.